This is a messenger RNA of Moneuplotes crassus, 819 nucleotides long. The record is from the annotation of a GenBank genome assembly. Lineage: Eukaryota; Ciliophora; Spirotrichea; Euplotida; Euplotidae.
CUCUGAAUCAUCCUCGGAAAGGAAUGUCAGAAUUUGAAAGCAAAAUUCUCAACCACAACUUCCAAAUAGAUUCUAAAAUCUAUUGGAACUGUGUGGAGAAGCACUUACAUACCUAUGGAGAUCUAUACACAUCCUAUCUAGCGUGAUACCAUGCUAAAGAGUCUAAUCUGAAACUGAUUGAGGAACUGUAUAAAGUUAAGUGAAAGAAGAUAGAAAAUGAAGGUGAAAUCUUUAUUAUUGACAAUAAAAAGAAGAAAGAGCUAAGUAUUAAGCUUAUGAAAAACCUAACAAAGAGGCAGGUCAAGGAGUUCCGACUCGUGCUCCCUCCUACUCAGAAAUAAUACACUUAAUUCAUUCAAGUACUUUGCUCGGAAUUUUAGCGAGAUUGCUGGAAAAGUUACAGAUAUGAUCCAAAUUAAGAGUUACAGAAUUUCACGGAAAUUUUUACCAAGAAUUUUGUCAAGUGCUAGCCAUAUCUCGAACCUGAUCUUCUAUGAAUGUAGUCUGGACACUUCAAACAUCAAGUUCCCUAAUGGUAUACAAUAUAGAAUAGAGACCUUGAACCUAACCAAGUGUGGGAUGAAGGAAUGCUCAGAUUGGAAAAAUAACCCAUCUGGUCUAGAUUCUAUCCUCAAAGCUGUUUCAAAAUGAAGCCUGAAGAAGUCUUUGAGAACUAUAUUGCUGCAUUUCUCAGGCUUAGAGAUAGAAGAAAUCCAGAAGAUGAUAGAAGCAAAUGAACUAAAAGGAAUCAUCAUCAAAGGCAGCAUUUCAUCCUUCUAUUCAACUUAUCAAUUUACUCUCCCAAAGUUUCAAUAAAUC